UUAUAAAAUGGGGAGCUAAAUGCCCUGUAAAUUGUAAUCUCAGAAAAACAAGACAUCUUUGCUGCUCGGAGAAUCACUCUUCGUCUAAAUUUCUGGAAAGAACCAUGACGUCGGGAGCCAGGUGGAAACCUGAAUACCCCAGAGCCUCGUGGCAACCUGAAUACCACAAAAUAUUUGUGGAGUUAUGCGUCGAGCACAAGGGGUCGGGGCAUCUACCUGGGAUGCAGCAUCUACUGACAACUUUUGUGGAAAAGACGGGAGCGAGGUUCACCAUAAACCAGCUUAAGAAUCAUUAUGAUACAAUGCUCAAGCAGUGGAAGGUAUGGUUAAGACUGAUUCAAUGCAGAGAUAUGAAAUGGGAUCCCCAGACAAAAACGUUUGGUGCCACUGAUCAAGACUGGGCCAACUACAUACAGGUGAAUCGUGAGGCUCAGCCGUAUUGGAAGAAGUCGCCUCCAUUGUUCUUGGAGGAACUAGAGAUUAUCUUUGAAGGUGUUAACUUAUAUGGUGAAGGUACUUCAUCAGAUAGCAGAAAAAGGGAGCGUGAUGAAGGAAAUGAUGCUGGAGAUGAAGCCAGCUUAAGCGCACCUAGCAUCGGGCAUCCUCGGACUUUAUGGUCGUCGACCUCACAUGAUAUUUUUGUGGAUUUGUUGUUCCAAGAGUCAUCAAAGAUAAGAAAACCAACCAGACUUCACGAAACUUAUCCAAAGGAAACUUGGGAUAAGAUGGUUGAUGCCAUCAAUCUUGAAACAGGAGCAAGCUUCACAAGAGGUCAGCUCAAGAACCGCUGGGCUGUCACAAGGCAAGAAUGGAGGUACUGGUGUCAGGCUAUUGGCGCUCCCAUCUUGAAGUGGGACUCCAAUACAGAAAAGUUCGGAGCAACCGACGAGGACUGGGAAAACUUCUUGAAGUUGAAUUCCAAAGCUGCAAUGUUCAGAUGGAAAACUAUUCCUCACGCUAAAAAGCUAGCAACUAUCUUCAAAGGACGUGUUGAACCUGGAAAUACCCAAGUCCGUUCUUAUCGCAGGAGGGUGAUGAAUCAUUCCUAUGAAGCACCACAGUUACAUGAACCAGCUCCAUCAUCAGCAGUCAACACACAGGAGCCAGUCACAGGAGGAAGGGACGACAGAGCAGGAAAAAAUGUUGACAAGGAUCAUGAGCCUAUUGAGGUGGUUGUGUUAGAUUCAGAGGAUGAAACUGAAACCCCGGUAUGUCACAGGUUCAAUACAGAGAUGAAGGGGAAGAGUCCUGUGGAUGCAUCGACAUCGGUCCAGAAAUACGACUAUACCAUUCCGGAAUGCAUGGAGUGUUUGGACGCCAUGGCUGAGCUUAAGAAAGGCAGUGAGCUUUACAUGUUUGCCUUGGACAUGUUAAUGGUGAAAGAGCACAGACAAAUCUUCUUGCUGUUGAAGACCUCGACUUUAAGAAUGUCUUGGCUGAACCAUCGUCGACGCAGUGUGUAAGAUCAUAUCUCCAAAACUUCUGAUGAUGCUUAUCAUCUCUAUCUAUCUUUUCGAGAAAAAACUGUUUAAGUUUCUCAUGUUGUGUUGUUCUUGGUUGUUCCUUCUUCCUUUUCCAAAACUCUAUUCCUUCUUCCUUUUCCAAAACUCUAUUCCUUCUUCCUUUUCUUAA
Molecule: messenger RNA, 1632 nt
Organism: Capsella rubella
Lineage: Eukaryota; Viridiplantae; Streptophyta; Magnoliopsida; Brassicales; Brassicaceae
Product: L10-interacting MYB domain-containing protein
Exons: 4
Coding region: 105-1463 (452 amino acids)
Source: RefSeq, a predicted model, not a curated record